Messenger RNA from Choloepus didactylus (southern two-toed sloth), 1264 nucleotides. RefSeq names its product triggering receptor expressed on myeloid cells 1 (gene TREM1). The coding region runs from base 161 to 961 and encodes 266 amino acids. The record is from RefSeq and is a predicted model, not a curated record. Lineage: Eukaryota; Metazoa; Chordata; Mammalia; Pilosa; Megalonychidae. The transcript has 4 exons. Gene Ontology annotation, biological process: cytokine production involved in immune response; chemokine production; neutrophil-mediated killing of gram-negative bacterium.
AGAGAAACUUAAUUGAGACUGAAGCUCUUAUCUCUGGAUUCCUGCAUUCUUGGUCAUUGCUGGCUGUAGCCAGAGCAACCAGUACUGAAAACAGAGUAUCACCUCCUGGGUGCUCCCUGGCAUCAGGCCAGGAAGUCUCAGCCCUCUGGAUCUUGCGGUAAUGGCGUCAUGGCCUGUUAGGCAACUUUCCGGAGCCUCUGGGUUAGAGUGUCUCCAAGGAGCCCACGGCAGCAGUUGGAGUUGGUGCACAUGCAGGAUGAGAAAAGCCAGACUCUGGGCACUGCUCUGGAUACUCUCCGUCUCAGAACUCCAAGCUGCAAUUCAAGCAAAUGAAGUAGAGUAUGUCCUAACGGAGGGACAGACACUGAACGUAAGUUGUCCCUUCAGCAGACAGAUAUACUUAUACAGCCAGAAGGCUUGGCAGAGGCUGCAGAAUGGGGCAGAGCCCCAGACGCUUGUAGUCACAGAGAAUACCUCAGGAGACACCAGUCGAGUCCAGAGAGGGAGGUACAUGUUAGAAGACAUCCCUGAGGAUUCCAUCCUGUAUGUCCGAAUGGCCAACCUUCAAGUAGAGGACUCGGGACUGUAUAGGUGUGUGAUCUAUCAACCUUCCAGGGACCCCAUCCUCCUGUUCCACCCUGUCCGCCUGGUGGUGACCAAGGAUCCUUCAGGUACCCCUGCUUCAGGCAAGAAUCCUACCCAGAAUUUGGCUCAGGUUACCACCGUUCGUCGUCCCACCACGAAAGCCCAGCGCACCAUGCCCAGGACUGUGGCGCAACCCCCGCUCAAAUCGACUGCCUUCCACGUCUCCACUCCUGGCCCCACAGCCAACCUCACAAAUGUGCGGGGCAUCAGCAGGCUCCCAGGGCUCGCUGUCCUGCUGUGUGGAUGUGGACUCCUGAGUAAGAGCCUCGUCUUCACUGUCCUGUUUGUUGUCACCCAGAGGUCACCUGGACCCUAGGCCCACGAACCCACAAGCAUGACCUCUGACCUCCAUCCACCUUAUCUGGCAGUUGUGCGGGGAAAUGAGUGGGGAAGGGGGAGGGGGAAGGGUGGACAAGGACAUACCUGGAACCCGUCCCCAUAGAUAAUUUCCAAGGUCCAGGAGCCCACCUUCCUGGUCCUGCUUCCUCCCCUCAUUUCACAGUAGCCUCGGAUGUGUGCUUUGCACCCUGAAAAGAAAAGAUACAGCCCUAGAUGUGCCCAGGCUCUUCAUUUCACCAGUGGCCUGGGGUUUACCUUAAAUAAAGACAGAGUCAAUGCC